AAGCAGUCGCUCGAGGGAGGGUAUAUGUUCUUCCUAUCUUUUCAAGCUUCUUUCAGUCUGUACAAAGCUGCAGUAUCGAGCACAUCGUACGAUUAAUCGGACGCGUAUCUCUCAUAAUGUAAAAUUAUUGUCUUAGAUCCGGUGUGUGUAAAACAAAGUUUUUUUAAAUAAUUGAAAGAAGCGAUAUAAUAAAUUGGAAAUAUGAAAGUGGACGAUAUAUUUAGUAAAUCGUUGGAAAUUUGCCUUCGAAUUUUGGGCAUUUGGCCGGACUCGUCAUAUGUUCUGUUACGAAGAUUAUUCUGGAUCAUUGCGCUUCUAAUCGAGCAAUAUUUUCAUUAUCAAUAUAUUAUAAUACAUUUCCAUUCGACCGAGUUUUUCGAAGUAAUGAACUUGUUAGGUGAAACACUGUCAUACUCGAUAUUCUUAAUUAAACUUAUCCUUUUGUGGUAUAAACAACGAACAUUUGACAGGAUAUUAACGAUGAUGGCGAUCGAUUGGGAGAAGUGUUAUAGCGCGAAAUUCAGUAUGUUCGCGAUGACAUGCAAUGCCAAGCUGUCCCGACGUUUCACUAAUAUGACAGUGGUCCUUUAUUCGAUGGCUGUAAUUUUUCACAGUAGCAAUAUUGUGAUGAAACACACAAACGACGAUGAAGCUUCCAAUACUUCCACUCGACCGCUUCUUACGGACAUGGAUCUACCAUUUAACUACAAUCGAGCAUACGUAUACGAGCUGAUCAUAAUUAUUCAAUUUCUUCACGUAUGGUUGAGCUCCUGUGCAAUCGGUCUAUUAAACGCUUUAUUAAUAAAUUUGAUAUUGCACGUAGGUGGUCAAAUCAAUAUCCUUUGCGAAUGGUUGAUGGAAAUGUUUCCAACAAAAGAGAAGCGCAGUCCGAGUCUUUCGAUAAAAAAAAUAAUCAAGAAACAUCAGCAAAUCAUCACCUUUUCAGAGUAUAUCGAAGAUCUGUAUUCGAAUAUUGCAAUGGUGCUGUUUGUGUCGGAUACUUUCAUUAUCUGCUGUUUAGGUUUUGUAAUGGUCGCGUCAGUUGGAACACCGGAUGCCGCAAAAAUUAUAAUGAGGACACUCUUAUUUUAUUUUGUUAUGAAUAUGGAAGCGUUUGUGUUCUGCUUCGCUGGAGAAUAUUUAAGUACCAAGAGUGACAGUAUCGGGGAUGCUGCAUAUAAUUCAUUCUGGUACGAAUCAAAUUCUAAAGAUAGUCGGAUUAUAUUGUUCGUGAUAAUGAAAUCACAGAGACAACUAACCAUUACAAUUGGAAAAACUAUGAAUUUGUCUUUACAACAAUUUAGCAGUAUUGUAAAAGCUUCAGCCUCGUACAUUUCAGUUUUACUUGCGAUGAAUUAAAGCGAAACUAAAUCUUGUAUCAGCAGUUAAAUCUUGUAAUUAUCAGCUUUUUAAUAAGCGUU
Molecule: messenger RNA, 1421 nt
Organism: Nylanderia fulva
Lineage: Eukaryota; Metazoa; Arthropoda; Insecta; Hymenoptera; Formicidae
Product: odorant receptor 4-like
Biological process (GO): sensory perception of smell; detection of chemical stimulus involved in sensory perception of smell
Cellular component (GO): plasma membrane
Molecular function (GO): olfactory receptor activity; odorant binding
Source: RefSeq, a predicted model, not a curated record